AUGUCGGGGGAUGAAAAAAACAAAUAUUUAACAACUAAACGUGAUUAUAAUGAAACUGUAAAAGCUUAUAUUGAGAGGAUUAGUAAAGAAAAUAUAAUAAAUUUCAUUCUUUGGAAUGAGAUUUGUGAAAAAAUGGAAUUUGUUGAUACUGGUGGUUCUGGGGUUAUUACAAAGGCGAAAUGGAUAAAAAAGAAUAUAACUGUUGUUUUAAAGACAGUGGUAGUUUCUGAAGAAACAAAUUCAGAUAACGAUGAGUUUAUUAAAGAGAUCAAGGCUUUUCAUAAUAUUGGUCUAGUGCUUUCAAGUAUAACGAAUGAAGAAAACGAAGAAAAAACAUCUCUCAAAGGAGAAAUUACCUCUCUCGUAGGAUAUGAAAAUGUAAUCAAAUUUUAUGAUGACAUUAGAGCUAUUAUUACGGAUUUUGGACUUGCAAAAGUUAUUCCCCGUAAUAGUAAAUCCAAUCAGAAAAUAGUAGGAUGCGUACCAUUUGUAGCUCCUGAGAUAUUAAAUUGUAAUGCAACACCUGACUUCAAAUCUGAUAUAUAUAGCCUUGGUGUGGUUUUGUGGGAGAUCACAAGCAAUGGUCGACCCCCGUUUGACAAAUGCAAUAACGUCCUUUUAGUUUCACUUCAAAUAAUUAAAGGAGCACGGGAAACCCCAAUAAAUGGAUCUACAAACUCCUAUGUUAAGCUUUAUACAGAUUGUUGGGAUGGAAAUCCUAAGUUGCGACCAGAAAUUGAUGAGGUUUAUAAUUUAAUUCAACAAGAAGACAUAAUAUCAGGUGAAAAAUUGGAAGAUUCAUCAAAAAGUUGUAUUUCUGAUAUCGAUACUGGUCCAAUAACACCCAAUGAGAAAAUUGAGAAAGAUGAGAAAAAAUCUAAUAAGACCAGUAACGAACAAAUUUUUAAUAAGAUGCUUGAAAUGUUUGGACUGCUUUCUACCAAAGAUCUUGAGAUGUUUGAACAACUUUCCGCUAAAGACCCUGACCGAUGA
Messenger RNA from Racocetra fulgida, 993 nucleotides. Lineage: Eukaryota; Fungi; Glomeromycota; Glomeromycetes; Diversisporales; Gigasporaceae. The record is from the annotation of a GenBank genome assembly.